GCUGUCGUAAAGCAUAUGGGCAGCAAGACCACCAUGUGGCAGCCCCACAAAGACCAUGCAGCAGCCCCACAAAGACCAUGUGCUGCACAAGGACUUAUCCCAUCAGCAAAAUCAUCUUUGUUGGUCAUGCGGGAUGAACAGCGUCAUACUGAAGUGCCAUCCGUUGAUCAGAAAGAAAAUAGGUUCCAUGGUUUAAACUAUAAAUGUAGAAAAUUUGAUGAUCCUCUUCCAAAGAGUAUGAUUAGUUGCAAUUCUGAUGCUGCUGACUUUGUUGACAAAUAUGUUGCUUUUGAGUCAUCAGACAAAGGCAAUUCAAUUGAAGAGUCAAAAAGAGUAAACACCACUACAGCAUGGCCUGUUGGUGAUGGAACCAAAUCUGGUAAUGGAAACCUGCUUGGCAAAUUGGAACAAUGUGAAGCUGGAUGUAGAAAUUGUAAUGAGAACGCAAUGGUGUCUUUUGGUGAGAACGCAAUGGUGUCUUUUGGUUGGUUUCUGUUUGGAAGAUCUGGUUUGCAGUUUACACCUGAUGGCCAGUUUCUGGUCCUCCAGAGCAGCAUCAGAAUACCUUUUUGCAGGAUGCAAAACAUUGAUUGUUCAUGCUCCAUGUGCAAAUUGGACCAAUGCGAGGAUAAUUCUUUGAAAAUUGUAUCUAUUAACUUUGGAUAUGUUUCACUCAUGACCAAAUUGAUGCCUUAUGGGACAGUGUCGUGUAUUUUGAUCUGUGAGCCAAAUUACAUUGUAGCUGCUGAAGACAGCAGAAACUUGCAUAUCUGGAAGAUGGUCACUGGGUGGAGUGGGAUAUCUGAGGAGUAUGUUAUUCCUAGCUUGGGUAACGCGGGUCCUUCAAUACUGGAGCUUAGAAAAAUGUCAAAAAGCAGAUCUCUCAUUAUUGGUCAUGAUGGAGCAGGCAGCUUUUGUUUGUGGGACAUCUUCAAGCAAACACUAGUGGCAACUUUUGUAGCUCCAGGGAACGUUGUCUUCCAGAUUUUGCCAGUAGGCUUCUGUCGUUUGCAGGAGGAUAUCAUUCAUGCUCCAAUCGAUGACCUAGAGAAAAGACUGCGAGAGAUCACCGUCAGUGACAUGUCCAGAGAAAAUGACAGGGAGUCUUUUCUGAUGCCACCAAGAGAUGAUAUAGCAGUUUGGAUUCUGGUUUCUUCUGCUUCAGUAGCUGGGUAUCAACAUGAUCUUCGAGCAAAGGAACAUAAUGCACGAUGGAGGCUAGCUCUGCUAGCGAAGAAGAGAAUAUUUAUGGGAAAUAUUUUGGAUGCAAGAGCUACUGCUGUAGAUGCAUCUGGUAACUAUGGAUUUGCUGGAACAUAUGGAGGUCUGUUGUACACGUGGGAAUUGUCUUCUGGGAGAAAACUUGCUGGUACACAGUGUAGCAACCGUGGACCAGUCUCCUGUAUUGUUGUUGAUGCCAAAUCAGGUGUAGUGGCAGUGACUGACGGUGGAUGCCAAUUAUUACUUUACACUCAGAAGACGAUGCUAACUGAUGCGGGGAGCAGAUGGGCACACGUUUAGAAUAAAGUAAUCAUUGCAGCAAAGUAACAUAAAAUUUGCAAUUGUAUGUAUAGCUUACAGUUUGCUGUGUAUAGAAGGUUUUGGUUUGUUCUGUACUUA
This is a messenger RNA of Phragmites australis (common reed), 1620 nucleotides long. RefSeq lists its product as uncharacterized. Gene Ontology annotation, cellular component: nucleus. NCBI's taxonomy places the organism in Eukaryota, Viridiplantae, Streptophyta, Magnoliopsida, Poales, Poaceae. Bases 16 to 1521 code for a protein of 501 amino acids. Gene Ontology annotation, biological process: regulation of cell cycle. The transcript has 7 exons. Gene Ontology annotation, molecular function: protein binding. The record is from RefSeq and is a predicted model, not a curated record.